AUGUUCGUGCAAUCGACGUUCCUGGCUCUUCUGAUAGCCUGUUUUGCAUCCUCUACCAUCGCGCAAAAUUCCUCCUUCCUGUUCCAUGGAGCGACCAUCAUAGCCUUCAACGAGAGCUCAAAUAAAAUCUCCGUGCUGCGCAAUUCAUCUCUCCUGGUUCGAAACGAUCGUGUGGCAGGGUUGUUCGAAAACAGUGUGCCCUCUGAUCUGCCCAAAUCAACGGAAUAUGUUGAUGUAACCGGGAAGAUUAUCAGCCCAGGAUUCAUCAACACACAUCACCAUCUUUGGCAAACAGCAUUCAAGACUCUCGCCUCAAACACCACUCUUGCUGAGUAUGUGCAAAGGUACGGCGAGUUUAGUCCCGCAGGAAAUACAUUUGAGCCCAAUGACAUUUACCUGGGCCAGCUAGCCGGCUCAUUGGAAUUGCUCCACGCCGGUACCACAACAGUCCUGGACCACGCCCACGGCGACUUCUCCAAUGACGCCUUGGAUGCUGCUUUGAAUGCCACACUGGAUAGCGGCAUCCGCACCUUUUUCGCCCCGGCCAUCCAUGACCUCAGCCUCAUCAAUGGCUACUCCAUCGAGGAUCAAAAAGCCAAACUACUCUCGCUUGUCAACGAUACGCGUCUGCAAAACAACGACGUUGUUUCCCUGGGACUCGCGUAUGAUAGGUUCGCUCAGGCGUCUGAGGAGGAGGUUCGCUCCUUUUGGGGACUAGUUCGAUCUCAGAACCUAUCGGUCGUGACUGCGCACUAUGCGAAUGGGCCGUGGGGCAUCGAUAAUUCACCCCAGUUGCUAGAGCGCUAUGGAGCCCUGAAUACCUCUACGCCAGUCGUCUUAUCCCACGCAGGCUUCAUCAGCACCAUCGACAUGCAGCUCCUCCGCGAAACAAAGCAGUACAUCUCGACCACGCCGGAAUCUGAAUUUCAUUACGGCCAUUUACAUACCCAAGUGAGGCAUAUCCAAGAUCAAGCAAGUCUCGGUGUAGAUACACAUUUCACCUUUUCGGGUGAUAUGGUUGGUCAAGCACGCCUAUGGCUCCAGGCACUCCGCGCAGACAGCUUUAGAUUGACACUCGAGGAAGAUCUAGAAAUCCCGUACACCAAUCCGAUGUCUGUAGAGCAGGCGUUUCUCCUGAUUACACGAAACGGCGCACUUGCUCUACGGCGGCCUGACAUAGGCAUCAUCGCGGUGGGGGCGAAAGCGGACCUCGUGGUCUUUGAUGGGUCAUCCCCCAAUCUGCUUGGCUGGGAUGAUCCUAUCGCCGCAGUCAUCUUGCACUCAAACGUCGGCGACAUCUCGGACGUUGUUGUCAAUGGCAAGUUUGCAAAACGGGACGGCAAGCUCGCAUAUUCCGGUUAUGCCGCCGUCAGGCAAGAAUUCUUGCGAAGUGCAAAGAAGAUCCAGAAUGCAUGGAAGAAGAUGGAAUUCGGAUCACUGGAGAGCAACCCACUGGGAUUCGGCAUUGCUCCGUACGCGCAACCAAGACAGAUUGAUGUUCAGGCUGGACCGGGGACAGGCUACUGA
Molecule: messenger RNA, 1527 nt
Organism: Cladophialophora carrionii CBS 160.54
Lineage: Eukaryota; Fungi; Ascomycota; Eurotiomycetes; Chaetothyriales; Herpotrichiellaceae
Exons: 4
Coding region: 1-1527 (508 amino acids)
Cellular component (GO): cytosol
Molecular function (GO): deaminase activity
Source: RefSeq, a predicted model, not a curated record